This is a messenger RNA of Colletotrichum phormii, 1717 nucleotides long. Its product is annotated as 2-polyprenyl-6-methoxyphenol hydroxylase-like oxidoreductase. Gene Ontology annotation, molecular function: FAD binding. NCBI's taxonomy places the organism in Eukaryota, Fungi, Ascomycota, Sordariomycetes, Glomerellales, Glomerellaceae. The record is from RefSeq and is a predicted model, not a curated record. The transcript has a single exon. The coding region runs from base 94 to 1404 and encodes 436 amino acids.
GCGCCAUCGCCCGUUAUCUUUUAAAGGCCUUGGCACCCCCAUGCUUGGCAUUAAUGAUCCUAGGGGCAGCAGUUAGACAGUGGUCCUACCAUCAUGGCACCUCUCAAUAUCUUGAUCGUGGGCUGCAGUAUAGCCGGACCGACACUAGCCACGUUCUUGCUGAUGUCGCCGGUACCUACGUCCGAGAAGCCGCGCAUCACUAUCCUGGAAAGAGCUCCCGUCUUUCGCCCUCAAGGCCAAAAUAUCGACGUUCGAGGCGCUGGUGUAACUAUCAUUCGCAAGCUCGGACUUGAACCUGCCAUUCGGGCGGCUACCACUGGCGAAGAAGGGGUGCAGUUGGUCGACAAGGAGAACCGAGUUUGGGCAGCUUUCGGGGCGGACAAGAGCGGGAAGACGCAAACGCCGACUAGUGAUAUCGAAAUCUUGAGAGGACGAUUGUCACAGUUGCUGCUCGAGCAGAGCCAGAAAGUCAACGAGGAUGUUCAGGCUGACGGCGGCAUUGGCAUCGAGUACAUCUUUGGUGAUUCUCUUGAUGACCUAGAGCAGGAUGGAGACAAGGUCCACGUCCACUUCGCCAAGAGCGGUGAGAGGCGAACCUUUGACUUGGUAGUCGGAGCAGAUGGUGUCCAAAGUCGAACGCGCAUUCUUGCUUGGGGCGAGAAGGGCGAGGAAGACAGGAGGAGAAGGCUAGGGAUGUACGGAGGCUUCUUCAGCAUGCCCCGUGGUCCGACUGAUUCGGCAUGGCGUCGUUGGUUCCAUGCACCUGGUCGCCGAGGCAUAAUGAUUCGACCGUCUGGCGUGGAAGACAGAACAACGGUCUUUAUGGCCGUUGUCAACGAGAAAGAUGAACGGCUAAGGGCUGCUGCCGAGCAAAAAGGUGGAAGUACGGAUGCUCAAAAGGCCCUUCUGCAAGAGUAUUUCCAGGGUCUCGGAUGGGAAACUGAUCGCGUCAUCAAGGAGAUGAUUGCCACGGAUGAUUUCUACUACGACACUGUCUGUCAGAUCAAGAUGGACAGAUGGAGCAAAGGAAGGGUUGUACUUCUGGGUGACGCUGGUUAUUGUGCUUCUCCUCUAUCCGGAAUGGGAACAACUUUGGCGAUGAGCGGCGCUUACAAUCUGGCGGGCGCGAUUCUACAGCAUCCGAAUAACCUGGAGGCUGCCUUUAGCGACUACGAAGAGAAGAUGCGCCCUACUGUUGUUCGCGCACAAAAAUUGGCACCCGGUAUGCCUCACUCGCUCCAUCCUGAGACGGUCUGGGGAGUUUGGCUGUUGAACGCGAUCAUGUUUGUUCUCUACUCUUCAGGGCUGUUUUCCUUUGUCGCAAGAUUCGCUGGUUCACCGGCGAAUAAUGUCCCGGUUGAGGCAUAUGGGUUCAAGUCACUGCCGAUUUACAAAGACUGUUAGAGAUAUCGGGAGAUCGACACAAGAGUAUGAUAGAUUCACCGCUCAUUCCUUAGAACAAGCUCUGCUACUCCAAGAGACCAAUUGUAACACAAAUACCACCGAAUUUGACUUGUUAUCAAUCAGUCCGAGUAAGAGUGCUUUUCUUGGGGAGUCUUUGCUUGGAAAAGAGGCUUGUCUAAGGUGUUUUCUUUUCUUUACCGUUUUUGCAUGUGUAUUUCCUCAACUCCGCCAAUGAGUCAAUCAUCUUCUAACACUGGGCAUAAUACGCCGGGCGCCAGGCUUUUACCAAUGACCACGACGCUGCGGAGUAGAC